This is a messenger RNA of Teleopsis dalmanni, 1029 nucleotides long. RefSeq lists its product as uncharacterized. The record is from RefSeq and is a predicted model, not a curated record. NCBI's taxonomy places the organism in Eukaryota, Metazoa, Arthropoda, Insecta, Diptera, Diopsidae. Gene Ontology annotation, molecular function: DNA binding. Bases 1 to 1029 code for a protein of 342 amino acids. The transcript has 2 exons.
AUGCCAAAAAUGGAGAAGGUGAAAAUAUGGUUUCAAAAUCGUCGCACCAAAUGGAAGAAACAGGACAAUGUCACCAAUUCCGAAGCAGCUGAACAUAAAUCAACUAAUUCCGUAAAACCAUCAUCGGCUAAUGAAAAUGGCAAAUCACAAAACCAAGCAACAGGAAACUCCGCUGUUGCGAAUUCGACAACUUCAGCGCCAACGGAAAUGUCAACAAAAAAAUCGCACAACAACAACAACAAUAAUAACACUGAGAAAAAUCGUGCUAUAACGAAUGAAACCAGCACAAAACUAACAACAAAACACGGAACAAAAAUUAAGAAACAAUUAAAUGCAUUACUUGAAAAAACAGCGAAAAACUCCCAUAAAGGAACGGUGGGCGCGAAUGAAAUUAGCAAUGUUAGUGGUGGCGUUGGUGUUGGUGUUGGUGCUGGUGUUGGUAGUGGGGGAUGUGGUAACGGCGGUAGUAAUAUAACAUCUGCUACAACAGUAACCAUGGGCAAAAGUAGCACUAUCAAUGCCAAAAGCAACAAUGAGCAUAACCAUCAACAACAUCAGCUUCAUCACCAGCACGCAAUUCCAUUAACAGUAGAGCCUGCAGCACCGCUGGAACAGACUGAAAAAUUAGAAAUCAAAUUGGAAGAGUCACCGCAACAUCGUGAAUUGCAAUUGAGCUUGCUUAGGGCGGCAAACAAUCAAAGUCCACUUUUUAGUGAAAUGGAUUUUGAAAGUAAAUUAGCAGCAUCCAAAAUAUCUAAUGCAUUAGCCUUCGCCAAACUGCAAAACGGAAAUAAAACACAAAAAUCCAACCAAGAAGCAACGACUACGAAGCAAUCAUUGAACAUGAAUGAAGCUCAAGCGGAUGAGGAUAACAAACAGCAAAAAAUUGAGAAAAUGGACGUAGAUAUAUUGAACGAUGACUUGGAUGAAAAUGAAUUGAAUGGAAGGAAAACUGAUGCAAAGGAUGCUGAUGCUGAAAACAAUGAAAAUCACGAAAUUGACGAGGAUGAGUUUAUGCAGAACAUUUAA